Molecule: messenger RNA, 5435 nt
Organism: Drosophila innubila
Lineage: Eukaryota; Metazoa; Arthropoda; Insecta; Diptera; Drosophilidae
Gene: LRR
Product: F-actin-uncapping protein LRRC16A
Exons: 21
Coding region: 859-5307 (1482 amino acids)
Biological process (GO): regulation of Arp2/3 complex-mediated actin nucleation; cell migration
Cellular component (GO): plasma membrane; lamellipodium
Molecular function (GO): protein binding
Source: RefSeq, a predicted model, not a curated record
ACAGAAUGAUUCGUCGUGUGGUUUUGUUCGGUGCGGUGCCAGCGCUGAUUUUUUAUUAAUAUUUAAGUGCAAUUUUUUGCAAACCACUGCGAAAUUUCUUAGUCAAUAAAUUAACAGAGCGGCGCGUUGAGUCAAUUGAUAGAGCGCCACUCAGUUUCACCACAAGUGUUCAAUUUGUUGUUGGCAUCGAAAUUAAACGCGAAUGCGGCAAAAACAAAUACCAAUCGAAAUCGAAGAAUUGCAAAGCAAAUAAUCAAAUUCAAACAAAACGAAAACGGCAAAUAAAAAAAAAAAUAAAGCAAAAAUAAUCUGCAUUUAUAAAUGUUAAAUAGGCAUAGUGUAUUUAGGUGUAGGAAUUAUUAUUAUUAAGAGUAAACUCUCGAAACGAGAUUCGAGUUAACCGAUCCCCCGACGAGGGUGGAAAACCGUGAAAAGUGUAUUCAAGUGUGUGUAUGAGUGUGUAAAAAAAAUAAGAAAAAUUUGUGCGUCUGUGUAAACGAUGUGAAAAACCGUUGCCAAAGUGAAACAACACACAAAAUGUCUGAGCAACAAUUGAAGGCUGUUCCUGUUUCUGUUCCUGUUGUUCUUGCACGGGAUGCGUCGUAGUCAGAAGAGCCACAAAUCCAGUUUUAAACGAGGCGUGUCGGGAUUGAAACUGUAUCGACAUCAGCAACAACAACUACAACAACAACAAACGCCAAAUUGCUUUUGGCCCUUUCCUUGCAUACAACACGCACUCUCCCCCCUCUGCCACCGUCUGCUGGUUAUUCCUGUUUGACUUCAUUUUCACUCGCUGCCAAAUUGUUGAUACUUUCGCCACAAGGCUUAUAAAUAACAACACAAUUUUGGACAGUCAAAAUGUCGACGCGUUCGCAAUUAACCAAGGACCUAAAUGAAAGCGUCAAGUCUGUACUGGGCCGACACACGAAGAUCUUGGUCAAGUAUAUGGUCAAAUUGGAAACGAAAGGCGAUAAAACAGAGAAUCGUGUCUUGGUUUUUACACCAGUUCGCAUUUAUUUGCUCAGCGCCAAGGUGCCCACAAAGAUUGAAUGCCAUUUUCAUUAUCUGGAUAUUGUUGGCGUCGAGAGCAAAAAGUCAACACAUUUCUCAAUCCAUACCAACGAUAGGCCAUAUUCAUUUGCCACAACCGGCGAUGCGGGCAAUUUCAGCUCGAACGCUGAUGUCAUUCUAACCGAUUUAGCCUCGGCCAUUAAGCAAAUAUUUCCAACAGUUCCUCUCAAAUACAUUAUUAAAAAGAUCGAUAUACAACCGCCGGAGCGGGAGACCAUCUUCUCGGAGGAAUUUCGACCCUCGGAUCCGCGUAAUGUUGGACCCUGCGGAGGAUUCAGUGCCCAAUAUGCCUGCAUGUGCGAUUUCCAUGGAGUGCCGUACCGCGAGGAGGUUGCCUGGGAUGUGGACACCAUUUAUUUGUCCCACGACACGCGAUUGCUCAACCUGCGCGAUUUCGAUCAUUUGGAACCCAAAGACUUGAUGGCCAUAGUUUCGGCCCUGGAGUAUAAUACGUUUUUUCGUGGUCUAAAGGCGGCGCAUAUGCGUUUAUCGCAUGAGACUUUGGAACGCAUUCUGCACGUGCUCAAGCGCUCCAUGUGGCUGGAGGAGCUGCAUCUGGAGGCCUUAGGCUUAAGGUCGGAUUUUCUGAAUAAGCUAUCGAUAUCUGUGAUUACGAACAGCAGUCCAGCGAUUCGUACCAUCGAUCUGAGUCACAACAUAAUUGAGGAUAAAGGCGCCAUACAUUUGGCCGGGCCCAUUGCCAAGGUCUCCAAGGGUCUUUGUAAAUUGGCCUUGGCCCAUUGCGGUCUUACCUCAAAGGGCGUUAAUCAGAUGUCACACUCGCUGUCGCUCAAUCAAAGUAUUUCCAAUUCGCUCACCUAUCUCGAUCUAAGUGGCAAUAGUCUCAAGGAUGAUAUAACCAAUUUGCACAAUUUUUUGGCUCAACCCAAUGUGCUGGAGCAUCUGGAUCUGGCGUCGACUGAUAUUACGCUGGAGAAUUUGUUUGGAGCUCUGUUGCGCGGCUGUGCCACGCAUUUGUCGCACUUGAAUGUCUCGCACAAUUCGUUCAGCACGAAGAAGGGCAAGGAGAUUCCGCCCUCGUUCAAGCAAUUCUUUACGAGCACACUGAGCCUGAAGCAUCUCAACAUUGCCGGCUGCAAGCUGCCAAUGGAGGCGCUAAAGAAUCUAUUGCUUGGCCUGGCCUGCAAUGAGUCAACAGUGGGAUUGCAUCUCGAUCUCAGCAGCAAUACGCUGGGUACCCAAGGUGCCCAUGUCUUGGAGUCCUGCAUACACGGCGUUCGCGUGCUCCAGAGCCUGGACAUCAGUGACAAUAAUUUGGAUGCAGAACUGGCGCCAGUGUUGACUGCCAUCUCAAAGAAUCCCUCGAUCCGCACGUUGCAUCUGUGCCGCAGUUUGACGGGCAUGAAACCGAAGCAUAUUCCACCCGUGAUGGAUGCACUGGUCAAUCUCAUACAGAAGGAUGACUUUCCACUCGUGGAACUCGUGCUGUCGGAGAAUAAGCUGAAGCACGAUCUGCACGAUUUCAUCAAUGCUCUGGGCAGCAAUCAGAGCCUGCAAAAGCUGGACAUCAGUGGCAACUACAUGGGAGAUGUGGGCGCUCGUCUUCUGGCCAAGGCUCUGCAGAUUAACAAUCGAUUGCGAACCAUUUAUCUGGACAAGAACAGCGUCACGUUGCAGGGAUAUGCGGACAUUGUGUAUGCUCUGGAGCACAAUCACAGCAUGAGGACAAUUCCCUUCCCAGUGUUCGAUAUUGCGCCGCAUCUGAAGAAUCAUCCGGAGAAGACAGAUGCCGUCAUGCGAAAGAUGCAGGAACUCCUGCAACGCAAUUGCAAUGGCCUAGUGCGUGCGAAUGGCCAAGGAUUCAGGCUGCAACAUGGCUUUAUGCUCUCCUCGACACAUCAAUUGGUGGAUAAGUUGGUGGCUGAGACACAGGAUACCAUUUCCAUAGCUAAGGGAGUGGGUGAUAAUGUUUCCGCCGUGCAGCGUCUGAUCAGCGAUGCCGAGAACUGUAAACAAUUGAUGCCCAAACUGCAGGAGGCCGUUCGCAAUGAUGCCCAUCCCAUUGAGAUGAAGCUAACCCGUGUGGCCAGCGAACUGAGCUAUACGAUCAAGAGCUAUCUGGAGGAGACGCUGGAGACCAUGAUACGCACCGGCAUCGAACAGUGUCCCAAAACCCUAGGCAAUCAAAUUGUUGUUCAAGAUUUGCGUAAAGCUCUCAACGAGCGUCUGCAAAUACCCGAAGAUUUUCUACAGAAUUGUCUACUGAAUAAUGCCGGCAGCGAGAUAAUGAAUAAAGUUGGUGAGAUUGAACAAUCGCUAGCCGCCGCCAUAUCGGAUCGUGCCACAGAUGAGGUGCUGGAAGCGUUAACCCGCUAUCGUCGUGGACUCGGCAUUGCCGAAUCGCCGUCGGUGCUGCUCGACGAACCGCAGACGCCGGACAUUGUGCGCAGCCGUUCCAGUCAUGAAGCUGAGGGAUUAAUCAUACGACCCGGUGGACGUGGCUCUGUUUUGCCCAAAUUGGGGCUGGAAUCGCCCACUAAAUUGGAAUAUCUGAACCUUGCCACACCGCAUUUGCCCACAAAACGUCGCACGAUCACCCGCAAAGUGCGUCCCCAGUCUGUGGUUGAGAAUCUCAGCCUGAGUCACAUUCCCGAUCUGCUGGAAUCACCAUCCUCGCACCGUUCCAGCUCCCAGUUGUCGUCGCGCGGCGCUGCCGCAGCUCCAGGUGCAAUGGGCAUCAUUAACUCCACCCACAUGGGUGACAGCAUCGCGGCCAUGGAUGAUGCUGGCGUCGAUGAAUGCUGUGACUCGAUCACGGAGCUGCCCAGCGCCUCGUUCCAGCUGCAGCAUCUGGUCAAGGGUCGACCGAAGCGGGCCAAGACGCGUGCCCCGACACGUCCCUUGGUUAGCGCCGAAUGCGCUGCUGGCGUCUCACGAGACAUUGGCGAUGGCUUGGAGCACUUUUUCAGGCCAGGAUCGGUAACGCCCACAACGCUAACGCCGCUUGUUUCGCCCACAUCCGAGGAGUGCAGCUCGUUAUCCUUUGUGGACAGUCCAACGAUGAGUCGGGAUGGCAACGGUCACAUGACCUCCGAGGAGACCACGCCCAUCCUCGAGGAGCGGCGACCAAUCAAAUUGGAGCGUCAAUCGCCUCUGCUCAAGAGUGCUUCAUGGGCAACACGUUCGCGCUCCACGGACAAUCUGGAGAAAUAUUCCCCGUUGGUGGGUCGCAAAUCCCCAUUGGUGAAAAUGCGCACCGAGGGCGGUGCUGGCAACGAGGAAACAUCCGCUGCGUUGCCCACAAGUGGUCUGCUCAAGGCGAGCACGCGGGAUGAUAAAAUGCGCUCGCCCAGCAGCGAUUCCAUCAAGAGUCAUGCCACAGCUGGACUCGGUGGCGGAGAUAACAAUCUUAUAGUCAAGACGGGCAAUGGAAUCUUACGUACACCGAUUGCACUGCAUAAGCCACGUCCCUGGUCCGUUGUGGGCAGUGAACCGAAGGCCAACAGCGAUCUGGUCACCGGAAAUGGCAGUGUGGAUUCGACCAAAACAACGCCAGAUAUGUUGGAUGAAGAUGUGGAAGUCUUGCAUUUCGGACAGAGCGUUAGCGGUUCCAUUGUGGGCAUCACACCGGGCAUUGCCUUAGCAGCAGGCGGCAGCGGCGGUGGCAGCAUUGUGGGCAUUACGCCAGGCGCCGCCUUGGAGAAGAAAUCUGUGCGUGAAUUGGCAGCGGGACUCAGUCGUCUAGACCUGCCCCUCAAGCCGCCCAUAAUGCCCAGAACCAUGUUGAGUGGUGCCAAUCGCUCCAUUAGCAACAGUAGCAACAGUAGUACCAACAACAGCAGCAGCAACAGCACAACGACAACAACCACAACAACAACAACAGUAUUAAACAAUCAAACACGCUCAAGGAUCAUCAGCACGAGCAGCACAAACAGCGAGACACAGGAGACUCUGAGCAAGACAAUCAUCUCGGAACAAGGAAGAAGCCACUCCAGCAGCAGCAACUGCAGCAGUACCAGCUCCAAGAGCACGGAUCAUGCCAUGGCCUGUGCCAGUUUAAUAAGCAAUGAGAUUCUGAGCAUGCGCAAUGGACAACUCUCAGCCAAGUCUGGAGGAGGAGGCAGCAGCUGUGGAGAGAGCAACAUAAAGAGAAUUGCAGGCAAAGAGAUCUCAACGUUAUUUGAGGAGACAUUAGUUGAAGGCCUGCAACGCAGCUCGACGAGACGCACAUUUAGAGAGUCGCCCUAUACGAAAGAGGAUGUCGUUGAUUUAUAAAUUGUCUAUUAUAUAUGUGCUCAACUCAACAUUCCUUUUUCAACCCCGUAACCCCCCACAAAACACAACCACCAACAAAACCAAUCUAAACAUGAUAAUGAUACUGAUAAUAAUGAUAAAGAUUAUGA